Chrysochloris asiatica (Cape golden mole) is the source of this 1803-nucleotide messenger RNA. RefSeq names its product transmembrane protein 104 (gene SLC38A12). The transcript has 10 exons. Lineage: Eukaryota; Metazoa; Chordata; Mammalia; Afrosoricida; Chrysochloridae. Bases 1 to 1803 code for a protein of 600 amino acids. The record is from RefSeq and is a predicted model, not a curated record.
AUGCGCGAAGCAGCUUCCCGACCCGGCAUCUACCCCUCCCAAAUGCACAAGGAAAUCCACGCCCAUACUUCCGCCACGCAGACGGGAGCCGCCAGGGUUCAAUACCGGUCCCGCCUCUGCGUGGCGCCCAAUCAGGGCGUUUCGUCCCGCCCUAAACGCGCACGGAAAAGGUGGGCUCCCAGAGCUGGUACAUGCGCGCUGCAGGCGCUGGUUCAACACCAAGAUGAAGUCUACUCUUUUGUCUUAGGAGGUGGCGGCAGCCUCAUCUCUGCACAGAAGGAACCGUGGCUGCGGGACCCUUCCUCACUUCUGAAAAUGACGGGUGAAAUCACAGAAACCGGGGAGCUUUAUUCGCCCUACGUUGGGCUGGUGUACAUGUUCAACCUCAUUGUGGGCACAGGCGCGCUCACCAUGCCCAAGGCCUUUGCCAGUGCUGGUUGGCUCGUCAGCCUGGUCCUGCUGGUGUUCCUGAGCUUCAUGAGCUUUGUGACCACGACCUUUGUGGUGGAAGCCAUGGCCGCAGCCAACGCUCAGCUCCGCUGGAAGAGGAUGGAAAGCCACAAGGAGGAGGACGAGGAGGACUCGUCCACCACCUCUGACAGCGAUGUUCUCGCCCAGGACAACUAUGAACGGGCUGAGAGGCGACCCAUCCUGUCUGUGCAGAGACGUGGAUCUUCGAACCUCUUUGAAAUCACAGACCGGGUAGAGAUGGGACAGAUGGCUGGCAUGUUCUUCAAUAAAGUGGGCGUCAACCUGUUCUACUUCUGCAUCAUCAUUUACCUGUAUGGAGACCUGGCCAUCUAUGCCGCCGCCGUACCCUUCUCCCUCAUGCAGGUGACCUGCACCUCAAGUAAUGACUCCUGCGGCGUGGAGACCAAUGCCAAGUACAACGACACCGACCUGUGCUGGGGCCCCGUCCGCCGAGUCGACGCCUACCGCAUCUACUUGGCCAUCUUCACCAUCCUCCUCGGACCCUUCACCUUCUUUGAUGUCCAGAAGACCAAGUACCUGCAGAUCCUGACGUCUCUCAUGAGAUGGAUCGCCUUCGCCAUCAUGAUCGUGCUGGCCCUGGUCCGCAUCGGGCAUGGCCAGGGGGAGGGCCACCCACCACUGGCCGACCCCGCAGGGAUCCGGAACCUGUUUGGCGUGUGCGUGUACUCCUUCAUGUGCCAGCACUCUCUGCCAUCCCUCAUCACCCCCGUGUCCUCCAAGCGUCACCUCACGCGGCUGGUCCUCUUGGACUACGUACUGAUCCUGGCCUUCUACAGCCUCCUCUCCUUCACCGCCAUCUUCUGCUUCCGCGGCGACAGCAUCCUGGACAUGUACACCCUCAACUUUGCGCGCUGCGACGUCGUGAGCCUAGCCGCUGUGCGCUUCUUCCUGGGUCUCUUCCCUGUCUUCACCAUCAGCACCAACUUCCCCAUCAUUGCAGUGACGCUACGCAACAACUGGAAGACGCUCUUCCACCGUGAGGGUGGCACCUACCCCUGGGUGGUGGACCGUGUGGUCUUCCCCACCAUCACCCUGUUGCCCCCUGUGGUGGUGGCCUUCUGCACCCACGACCUCGAGUCCCUAGUGGGCAUCACGGGGGCCUACGCGGGCACCGGCAUCCAAUAUCUCAUCCCCGCCUUCCUGGUAUACCACUGCCGCAAGGACAUCCAGCUGGCCUUUGGCCAUGCGACCGUCAACAAGCACAGGUCCCCCUUCCGCCACACCUUCUGGGUGGGCUUCGUGUUGCUCUGGGCUUUUUCCUGCCUCUUCUUCGUCACGGCCAACAUCAUCAUCAGCGAGGCCAAGCUCUGA